Lactuca sativa (garden lettuce) is the source of this 792-nucleotide messenger RNA. RefSeq lists its product as uncharacterized. NCBI's taxonomy places the organism in Eukaryota, Viridiplantae, Streptophyta, Magnoliopsida, Asterales, Asteraceae. The record is from RefSeq and is a predicted model, not a curated record.
AUGGCUAACUGGGGUGCUGGUGAAGCGCCAAAUACCUUUCAAGAUGGAAGUUAUCCUAUAGAUCCUGUAUUCAUGCCUGUUCGAAAUGUGAAUCAUAGUAUUCAUGUGUAUUUGCAAUAUCUUACAACAAUUUGUUAUGAAGCUUUUGUUAUUGUAAUUUUUUUCACAAAAAUGACACCAACAAAUGUUACCUUCAUAGCUGAUGUGGAUGGAAACAAGAUCCAAACUAUUGUCUCAAAGAAAAACAUCACCAUAUUCAAAGAUAUUGUAAAAGAUGGGCAUGCAUUUUACAUUAAAUAUCCAAUAUUUGCAUCACAAAGGAUUGGUGGUUUGAGGUUAACUCGGCUUCAUCAUAAACUUAUUUUUGUCCAUAACACUGUUCUUACGGAGUGUCAUGACUUUUCUGGACCUACAUUUGGUUUUGAGUUUGUUGAUUAUCAAACUCUUAUCUCAUUGGUCCAUCUUCAAAACAUUGCUAUCGAUGUUGUUGGACUGGUAGUUGCUUUUGGUGGCAUCUUGCGAGAUAAUUCUGAUAUGAAAAAACACAGACUCAACAUCCAAAUCCAAGAUGCAAAUGGUUUACAAAUUCAUGUCACUUUGUGGGGUCAUUAUGCUUACAAAAUGCAAGAAUUUAUUGAUAACAAUCCACACGGUCUUGGUAUCAUUGUUAUCCUUCAAUUUGCAACCGGUAAAGUUUCGAGAGAUCAUCGCAUAGUGAACAAAUACUUAUCCGUGACAAAGCUUUUCAUUAACUCCGACAUUAAUGAAAUCAAUGUUUUCAAGAAAAGAUAA